GUCGACAAUCAACUAAAAACUAAAACUUCAUUCAUUCCCCGCUGAUCUAGCAGCCGCGUUUCGACGUGUCAAACGUUUGUCAUUUUAUUUCGGUAAUUUUCUGUCUGCGAUCCCGAAUAUUCAAAAUUUUCUGUGGUAUCCAGCUAUAUGGCAGGCCAAGGCCAAAGGAUCAUCAUUCCCAAAGGUAGUAUUAGAACGGGACAGACCAACGUUAUUGAGAUUCCGGUACAUCUGCAGAACUCUAGUGUAGUCGUAGCACAACCGAAGGACGCUCCUUCUGAAACACCAGCCAUGGAGGGCGGUGGCCGAUGUGUUCCAUCAUGUGUCAAUUAUAAUGUUCCGCGGUCUAGAGCACCCAUUGCCCCUGAGUUCGAUACUUCACUUUUGAAUGAUCCUGCUACGCCCCCUGUGCCGCCACCACGGACUCGAAGACCACCUCAACAAUCAAGGGAUUCGCCAGCGCCGCCACCAGCAGACAUGAGACCAUCCCAACAGAGUCCUGUUAGAAGAUUUGACCUAUCAGAAUCUGUGCAGUCCGGGAUGUCCUGCGGAAGCCCAAACCAAACCCCCUCAACACCUUACGCCAAGUUCGCUGUCGAAGCGGCAGAAAGGAACAAGCAAAUGGCCGCGUCGACGCCCAUGGACAGGUCGUUUCUGGAUUCAGGAGAGAAUUGGGCGUCCUCACCGAUAGCGCAGGCAUGUUACGACAGUCCAGUUCUCUAUAGACCACAUCCAAGAGCUUACCGGCCCCCCGGUACAAUAGAACUGAACUGGCCAGAUGGCACUCAAACCAGAAGGAGAUUCGAAGGGGUGAGUACACCGAGAGACGCAAAAUGGCCCAGAGGACCAACUACGGCCGCGGAGGAAAAAAUGCAGCUGCUCGAUCAGAUGGAGUUCGUAGAACAGGAUCAGCUGAUGGAUGACCUCAGGAAUUACCAAAAAACCCGCCGCCGUCUUGUCUAUGAUCUCGUCAACAUGAGCAGUUUGAUCGAGACUCCCACUGAUUGAUGUCUCGUUGAGGACUCGUUGAUACCGCUUCCAUCUUCUAGUCACGCCUGAUCUAUCGCCUUGUACAUGUAUAGCUGGAGAAUAAAUCAUAUAUCGAAUAUA
Acanthoscelides obtectus is the source of this 1110-nucleotide messenger RNA. Lineage: Eukaryota; Metazoa; Arthropoda; Insecta; Coleoptera; Chrysomelidae. The record is from the annotation of a GenBank genome assembly.